This is a messenger RNA of Solanum pennellii, 4267 nucleotides long. RefSeq names its product putative pentatricopeptide repeat-containing protein At3g15130. NCBI's taxonomy places the organism in Eukaryota, Viridiplantae, Streptophyta, Magnoliopsida, Solanales, Solanaceae. Gene Ontology annotation, molecular function: zinc ion binding; protein binding; RNA binding. Gene Ontology annotation, biological process: RNA modification. Bases 1354 to 3435 code for a protein of 693 amino acids. The transcript is spliced from 2 exons. The record is from RefSeq and is a predicted model, not a curated record.
UUUUUUUGUUAAUAGCGUGAUAUUUUUAAAAAUAAUAGACAAAAAAAUGAAUUUUGCAACUUUUUAAAUAGUGUAAGAAGAUUUUUGUUUCACUUAUAAACAUAUUAAAACUACUUUAGCAUUUCAAAAUAUUUUAAAAAAAUAAAUUUCAAGUUUGAAAAAUCCAUUUUGCUUUUUUUCAAGUGAAAAUGUUUUCUACUUAGGAUACUUGUAACUUAUAAUUCAAAUAAAAUUAAAUUAUAUUUAGGACCUUUGAUGUGCAGUCCACAACCUAUCUUAAAUACGAAAUGCUUUGUGUAUCGAACUGUCAAAUAAAAUUCAAGGUAUAAAUGAUUUUUCAUUGACGGGUGGGUGGGGUUGGAAUUCAACUUCCCAAUAUUGUUAAAACAAUCAGGAAAAAUGGUUGCCCGUAAGGUGUUUGUUUAAAUGUCUGAAUGAAUUCUUUACCUUUGUGGAGGAUAUGUCACUGUAUUCAAAAUGGUUGCAUGUAAGGUGUUUGUUUAAGUGUCUAAGUGAAUUCUUUAAGCUUUGUGAAUGAUAUUUCAAUGUCAUGUUGAUUCAAGAUGUGUGGCAUUGCACUUUCUAAUUGAAAAUGUUUAUCAUUGAGAUGUAACUUCAGGUGGUAAUGAUCGCCCCGGGGUGACGCGGAACAUAAACAUGAUAGAUUUUUGAUCAUCUCACAGACUCACACACCUCUCUAUGUUUAAGGAUCGGGUAGUAUACAUGUUUUGGAGUUGAUAGGAGGGCUUAUCAUGUCGCACAAUAUAAUACAUGAUCAACUCAAUAAAGUAAAUAUUUUUCUGACUUUAUAACAUUUUGUAGUGAAUCAGAAAUCAAUUACACCUUAGCCUGCAUAUUAAUAUGGAGCUUCCUCAAUAUUAUCAUCAAAUAGUAGUUUCAUAUAUUGAUUGCACAUGUUAAUAGAUGGUAUGGUAGUAUCAACAAUAUUCUGUAAUAUUUGUAGGUUUUUUUGUUCUGCUGAUUCACGUGAUGAUAAAACUUAAUUCAUUUCAUGGAUAAAUAGCCUGUCAUUUUUUCGAUUCAGGGGACUACUUAAUAAUUUGUAUCUUUAAACGAGUUCUACUUUUGUAGGUCUAAUGCAUCAGAUUCUUUGAAGAGAUUGAAAGGAAAGAGGCUGAUGCUGGUUGGAGGCUCAGUGAACCGAAACCAGUUUGAAUCUCUCCUGUUACAUAAUAUAACCCAAAUCACCCUUGGGGAGAAAAAUUAGAACAGUCGUAUAUCUGAACCUGGAUUCUCAUUUAACAACAAUUUUCCAGAGUUUCAAAUGAGAUUACAAAUAUUUGGACAACUUCUUUGAGUUCCACAAGAGAUUUAUAGCUAUCUGAUAAGAAGAUGCAGCAAGGUACAACUUUUGUAAUGAAUGAGAGGCAAAGGUUGGCCGAACUACUGAGAAAUUGUUCUAAGAUUUUGUCUUUAGAUGUGGGAAAGCAAGUUCAUGGAGCUGUAUUAAGGAUGGGUUAUGCAUUUGAUUUGAUGAUAGGCAAUGAUCUCAUUGAUAUGUACGGGAAGUGCAGUAGAGUGGAACUGGCUCGCUCAGUAUUUCAUAAAAUGCCUGAAAGAAAUGUGGUUUCUUGGACGGCUUUAAUGUGUGGAUAUUUACAUCACUCUAAUGCUCAAGAAUCCUUGUUGCUUCUCUCUCGGAUGCUCUUUUCAAAUGUAAGACCCAAUGAAUACACUUUUUCUACUAACUUAAAGGCAUGUGGUAUUCUUGGUGUUCUGGAAAAUGGACAACAGAUUCAUGGGUUGUGUGCUAAAAGUGGGUUUGAAAAGCAUCCAGUUGCGGGCAAUUCAAUUAUUGAUAUGUACUCGAGAUGUGGGAAACUUGGUGAGGCUGAAAAGAAGUUCCAUGAAAUGCCAGAAAAGAGUCUCAUAACGUGGAAUGUAAUGAUAGCAGGGUACGCAAUGGGAGGAUUUGGUGAUAAAUCUUUGUGUCUGUUCAAAAAAAUGCAACAACAAGGAGAAAUGCCAGACGAGUUUACGUUUGCAAGCACAUUGAAGGCUUGCAGUGGUUUUAAGGCGGUCCGUGAAGGAAGCCAAAUUCAUGGUUUUCUUAUUACUAAGGGAUUCCUUAUUUCCAGCCAAAAAGUUAUUGCAGGCGCCCUAAUUGAUUUGUAUGUCAAGUCAGAAAAAUUGUUUGAAGCUCAUAAGGUGUUUAGUCAAGUUGAACAGAAAAGUGUGAUAUCAUGGACGACACUGACCGUAGGGUAUGCUCAAGAAGGCAAAUUAACAGAGGCAAUGGACUUGUUCAAGCAGCUCAGGGAAAGUAGCAUCACAUUGGAUGGAUUUGUGCUGUCAAGCAUGAUGGGUAUCUUUGCUGAUUUUACUCUAAUUGAGCUUGGGAAACAGUUACAUUGUUGUGCAGUAAAAAUACCUUCUGGGUUAGACAUAUCUGUAUUGAAUUCAAUCAUGGAUAUGUAUCUAAAAUGUGGGUUAAUAGAGGAAGCCGAAACACUUUUUGAUGUUAUGCCAGAAAAAAAUGUGAUUUCAUGGACCGUUAUGAUCACCGGGUAUGGGAAGUAUGGUCUCGGUGGAGAAGCAGUUGAACUAUUCAAGAAAAUGCACAUGGAUAGGAUUGAGCCUGAUGAGGUUUCCUACUUAGCUCUGCUCACAGCUUGUAGUCAUUCGGGGUUAGUUCAAGAAAGUGAAGAAUUCUUUUCAAAACUAUGCAAUUCAAAUUGUUUAAAACCCUCAGUCGAGCAUUAUGCUUGCAUGGUUGAUAUCUUAGGUCGAGCUGGACGCCUAAGAGAAGCUAAGGUUGUGAUAGAGAACAUGCCGGUAAAACCAAAUGUUGGUAUUUGGCAGACACUGCUUGGUGCAUGUAGAGUACACAAGAAUGUAGAAAUAGGAAGAGAAGUUGGAGAGAUUCUCUUAAAAUUAGAUGGCAAUAAUCCGGUGAAUUAUGUUAUGAUGUCAAACAUCUUUGCUGAUGCCCGCCUAUGGGAAGAAUGUGAGGUAUUAAGAGGACUGGUGAAAACGAAAGGUUUAAGAAAAGAAGCAGGACAAAGUUGGGUGGAGAUCGACAAGAAGAUGCACUUUUUCUACAACAGAGAUGAGACACACCCACUUACUAAAGCUAUCCAUGAAUUUUUAUAUAAGAUGGAGAAGAAAAUGAAAUAUGAACUCGGUUACACACGGGAAGUAAGCUUUUCAUUACACGAUGUUGAAGAUGAAACACGGGAUGAGAGCCUGAGAUUUCACAGCGAGAAAUUGGCAAUUGGUUUGGCACUUCUUUCUGGUAGCGAUGAAAUUGAGGGGAAGCCAAUUCGUGUUUUCAAGAAUUUGAGAGUUUGUGGAGAUUGUCAUGAGUACAUCAAGGGUUUGUCAAAGAUUUUGAAGAAAAUAUUUCUUGUUAGAGAUGCCAAUAGGUUCCAUAAGUUUGAGAACGGAACAUGUUCCUGCAGAGACUAUUGGUGAUGGUAUAUUUUAAGUGACACAACUAAGGAGAUAAAGAAUUUGUGAAGGGCUUUCCGAAGCCUAUCUAAGAAGGAAAUGCUGCCAGAGCUCGAAGAGGAAACGAGCAACAUUGCUCAUUCAGCCUUCUCCACAUUCCAUAUUCAUUCUAAUAAGGAAAAAUGGUAUUCUACAACUCUGUCAAACGAGGUUUAAGUUUACUUGUAUUUACACAGAGGCAGAGAUCGGGAUUCAGGUGGAAGUUGUAGUAAAGAGAGUAAACCUGUUUUGAGAGGAGCUAUCCUUUGAAAAUGAAGAUUGUGGAGGAGGUGUUACGGAAAGGCAGCUGCGAGUAGUCUUUUUAAAUGUAACACAGUCAAUAAAUUUCCGAAAGGAUGACCACCCAUCAGUGUAUGAGAAGAUCGGUAGAAGGGCAAAGCAAGAUUGUGGCCAUUGGUGUCUACCCGGAGUCCCCGAUGAAUGGAAUGAGCUAAUCUGUGCCACCUUUUGUUUGUUUUCUUUUAACUUCUCCCUAGGAGCUUCCAUCUGUUUUCUUCUGGUGACUCGAACUCACAACCUUAUGAUUUGAAGUGAGCUGUGACACAAAACUCAGUGUUCAAUACAACAACUACAUCAAAUCCCAAGCUAGUUGGGAAACAGUGUUCAAUAUGUGUACCAAAUGUAAGUGUCCAUUUCAGUUUCUGCACCAAAAAUAGGCAGUAAUUUUCCAAGAUCCAUUGAUUACAUGAUGUAAUUGUUCAUACUCAUAUUGACUCAAUUUGGACACCAUAUAGUUUGGAAACUCAAUGUAUUUUAUCUUUUUGACUAGGAAUAAAAUGCAUCCAUUCAUGGCCAA